This is a messenger RNA of Thalassophryne amazonica, 986 nucleotides long. It is a transcript of the gene pla2g1b, whose product is annotated as phospholipase A2, group IB (pancreas). NCBI's taxonomy places the organism in Eukaryota, Metazoa, Chordata, Actinopteri, Batrachoidiformes, Batrachoididae. Gene Ontology annotation, biological process: phospholipid metabolic process; arachidonate secretion; lipid catabolic process. Gene Ontology annotation, molecular function: calcium ion binding; phospholipid binding. The transcript has 4 exons. The record is from RefSeq and is a predicted model, not a curated record. Bases 29 to 484 code for a protein of 151 amino acids.
CAUCUUUGGAAACGUUGCUUUUUUCCUGAUGUUUGCCAUGAAGCCAACAGCUGCUCUGCUGCUCCUCUUCUUCACAGCUUGUGCGCUCGGUGCGCCACAGCUGCCCAGAGACUUAGUGCAGUUUGGGAAGAUGAUCGUUUGCACUCAGCCUAAUGUCAACCCAAUGAUCUACAACAACUACGGCUGCUGGUGCGGCUUCGGAGGAUCAGGAAGCCCCUUAGACACGCUGGACAACUGCUGUUACAUCCACGACAAAUGCUACGAAAGCAGCAGAAAACAACCUGGAUGCAGUGGCAUCUCCCAGCUUCCCUACUUCCUGGUUUACGACUACACAUGCAGAGACCAAGAAGUAUCUUGUUCAGCCACUAAUGACAAAUGCCAAGCUGCUGUGUGCGAGUGUGACCGGGCAGCGGCUCACUGCUUUGCUGAGACCUCGUACAAUGCAGACAACAAGGAUGUGGACCCUGUCCGCUGUGAGAACUGAGUCGCAUGACAAAGACUGCCGCAGUGGUGAUGCACGUGUUUCCACUUUAAUCAUUUUUACACCAAACCGGAUGGAGCCACACCGUUCGGGUCUGUACAUUGCCAUCAGUUUCAAAUAAAAAAUGCCUCUGUGCGUCCGUGACGGCUCGUUUGUGUCCUUGAGUGUGUUUGCUCGCGUCCAGCCGCAGCUGCGUUUGUCUCACUGCUCAGGUUUUAUCUAACGCCAGCUCAGUUAAACAUUACAGACAGCACUGACAAACAGCGUGUUGAGCGGUUUUCUUCCUCAUGCUGCAUUUAUUGGACUAUAACAAGUUCACAGAAAAGGUCAAAGGUCCAACGUUAAAGAAAACGACAUUUUAAACAGAACGCUGCUUCUGCGGUAGGAUUCCAGCAGCCUGUGGAUCGUUUUUAAGAAACAGUCCCUUUAAAAAAAAAUAACCAGAAGACUUUUCUUUUAAUUAACCAUCUGGAUCACUUCAAACAUAGAACAUCAAAUGUCAUAU